This is a messenger RNA of Nymphaea colorata (pocket water lily), 4142 nucleotides long. RefSeq names its product ATP-dependent DNA helicase Q-like 4A. Bases 194 to 3853 code for a protein of 1219 amino acids. Gene Ontology annotation, molecular function: ATP binding; nucleic acid binding; 3'-5' DNA helicase activity. NCBI's taxonomy places the organism in Eukaryota, Viridiplantae, Streptophyta, Magnoliopsida, Nymphaeales, Nymphaeaceae. The record is from RefSeq and is a predicted model, not a curated record. The transcript is spliced from 26 exons. Gene Ontology annotation, biological process: double-strand break repair via homologous recombination; DNA replication. Gene Ontology annotation, cellular component: cytoplasm; chromosome; nucleus.
CCGCUCUUCAGUCCCUCCUCCCUCUUUCAGAGUUUGAGGGACCCCGCCCCCACCACUUUCCUCAGGUCUCUAGGCUCGGCAGAGGGAGAAGGAGAAGGCGGUUGUCGUUAUCGUCUCUCUCUACGGUUCAAGGAUCGAGCUAAUCCUUUUAAGGGCAGGAGGUUUAUUGGCAGCGUAUCAAGUAUGGUGACUGAUGUCUAAAAGAAAAAAAUUGGAUUUGAGGAAAGUAAGCAUUUCAAACAACUGUUCUGCCUCAGAAGUGAAGGCUCCUAAAGUAAACUGGUUGCGUCAUGCUGAUGCUCUUAAGAACGCGUCAACAAGAAAUGACUUUUUAAGUUCGAACUUCCAUUAUUCCUUGCCAACUCAAAACCCCUUUGUUAAAGGGCAGCAGUGCACAAGAUCAAUGGCUUCUGUAGUCCAAAGUGUUGAAGGGCCUCAUAGUUUCCAGAUUUCCAAGGUGCAUGAUGCUGUUAAUAGGCUUCAAUUCAGUUGUAAAGGAUACUUGAGACCUGGAUUGACUGCUCCACUAGUUUCAAAAGGAGUUUCUGACAAUAUUCCCACAAAGCAAAAACAGGCCAUUGGAAAUCAACAGCAUUCUUUGUGCAGUUCAGUCCACCAUGCAGGAACUGCAGGGAGUUUCAAGCAUCAAACACAUGUCAAGGAUGGAGGCUCUGUAGGUCAUGUUGCAAUUAAUUCCACAAAAGUUUCUGUAGCAGCAAAAAAUGUGCAAAAUGAUGGUGCACCCAUUGGCUCAAUCUCGAACCCUUCUUCGAUUCCAGAUGUAUUUCUGAGCAAUGGAAACACCAAUUUUGAUGACCUAAGUGAAGAGUUCAUGGAUGCCAUUGAAGAUGAGGAAAUUUUGAAGUCUAUUGAUGUGGACCAAAUAGUUAUGAAUCAUUACCAAUCUACUGGUACUCCACCAUCUUUAGUAUCUAAAGUUUCACCUAUUACUCCUGGGGGACUUGCACAUGAUAUUGGAGGCCUUGCUGAGCCAGAUAUCAAAUGUGGCCAUGGAUGUAAGAUGGUGCAUUGCUCCGAAGCUUUAAAUCAUUUACAGGAGAUGAAGGACAGACUAAUUGUUAUUUCAAAUGAACUGCUAGAUAACUCUGAUCAGCUUGCACCUCACCAUUCAGCACAACUCCGUGAUGAGCGUUUGCAGCUGAAUAGACAAAUUCAAGACCUUGAAAGAUUUCUUCAUUGUACAGCCGGAGACGAAGAGAGGCAGAGAUCACAUUAUUCUGCAUCCACUAUGUCUACAUGCAGAACUAACUUGGGAACUCCCCUCUCUCAUGGAGUGGUGAAUGACUUUACACAUAAUUCUUUUGCAACGUAUGAUAUAGGGCAAACAUCUCAUCAAUCAGAUUAUUACUUCAAUUCAAUUCAGUCACCUAUGACAGCUUCCUCCAUGGAUUGGAAGGGUAGCGCAGUUUCUUUUGUGGAGAGGGAAGCAUUUGCCCCCAAGUUACUGGAUGUAAACUACAUUGAUGGUUCUUCAGACAAGAAGUGGAGUAGCAGAGAUUUCCCAUGGACCAGGCAAUUAGAGGCAAACAAUAAAAAGGUGUUCGGAAACCACUCAUUCCGUCCAAACCAGCGAGAGGUUAUAAAUGCAACAAUGAGUGGAUGUGAUGUUUUUGUUUUGAUGCCAACAGGUGGUGGAAAAAGCCUGACGUAUCAGCUUCCUGCUCUUAUAGGCCCUGGUGUGACGUUGGUUGUUUGUCCUCUUGUAUCACUUAUCCAGGAUCAAAUCAUGCAUUUGUUACAGGCAAACAUUGGUGCAGCAUAUCUAAGUGCAACUAUGGAAUGGACUGAGCAGCAACAAGUCCUUAGAGAAUUGACUUCAGACUGCUGUAAAUACAAGUUGUUAUAUGUGACACCAGAAAAAAUUGCAAAAAGUGAUAAUUUGUUGAGGCACCUGGAUAGCUUGCAUAUGCGAGAGUUACUAGCGAGAAUAGUAAUUGAUGAGGCUCAUUGCGUUAGCCAGUGGGGGCAUGAUUUCAGACCGGAUUAUCAGAGUCUUGGAAUUCUGAAGCAGCGGUUUCCUACUGUUCCUGUACUUGCCCUGACUGCAACUGCAACUGCAACUGUAAAGGAAGAUGUGGUGCAAGCACUUGGCCUUGUGAAUUGUGUGGUUUUCCGUCAAAGUUUUAACCGUCCAAACCUCUGGUAUUACAUAAUGCCAAAGACCAAAAAGUGUUUGGAGGAUAUUGAUAAAUAUAUUAGAGAAAACCAUUUUGACGAAUGUGGCAUAAUCUACUGCCUUUCAAGAAUGGAUUGUGAAAAAGUUGCUAACAAAUUGAAGGAGCUUGGGCAUAAAGCAGAAUUUUAUCACGCUAACAUGGAUCCUCACCACCGUGCUCUGGUUCAAAAACAGUGGAGUAAAGAUGAAAUCAAUAUAAUUUGUGCAACUGUUGCAUUUGGAAUGGGUAUCAACAAACCUGAUGUUAGGUUUGUCAUUCAUCAUUCCAUACCUAAAUCUAUUGAGGGCUAUCACCAGGAAUGUGGAAGAGCUGGACGAGAUGGUCAGCGUUCAUCUUGUGUAUUAUAUUAUAAUUACAGCGAUUAUAUUCGGGUUAAGCAUAUGCUUAGUCAUGGAACUUUUGAACAGAACUCCUUGGCAUGUGGCGGUGGUCGAUUGGAAACCAACAUUGAGAAUCUUCUACGCAUGGUUGGUUAUUGUGAAAAUGAUGUGGACUGCCGAAGGCUGUUGCAGCUGGUUCAUUUUGGAGAGAAGUUUGAUCCUGGGAAUUGUAAGAAGACAUGUGAUAACUGUUGCAAGAUGUUGACUUUUAUUCAGAAGGAUGUAACUGGCAUAGCAGUGCAGCUGGUGGAAUUAGUGAGGUUGACCGGUCAGCGCUACUCUUCAUCACAUAUAUUGGAUGUCUUUAGGGGUUCAAUGUGCCAAAGUGUUAAAAAACUCAAACAUGAUACGUUGAGCCUCCAUGGAGCAGGGAAACAUCUGGAGAAAGGCUAUGCUUCUCGUAUCCUACGUAAUCUUGUUAUUGAAGACUUUCUUAUUGAAGAUGUCAAAAAAAGCGAUAUUUAUGGUUCUGUAUUAUCUGUUUUAAAGGUUAAUGAGUCAAAAGCUAACAAUCUUUUCUCUGGCCAACAACUGAUCAUUUUAAGAUUUCCUGCACCAUCCAGAAAGGCAAAUAAAGCUGAGAAAGUUGAAGCUCCCCUUGCAAAAGUUCCACUGGUGUCAGAAAAGACACCAGCUAGUAAUCCUGGACAACCUCAACCAGAAGUGGACACGAACUUGUCAGCUAAACUUUAUUCUGCUCUGCGCAAUCUCCGGACGGUACUUGUAAAGGAAGCUCCUGAGGGUGUCAUGGCCUACCACAUCUUUGGAAAUGCCACGUUGCAGCAGAUCAGCAAGAGAAUUCCUAGAACAAUGGAGGAUCUUCUUGAGAUCAAUGGCAUCUCAAAGGCAAAGGUAAAUAAAUAUGGAAGUAGGGUUCUGGAAACUAUUGAAUCUACCAUUGAAGACUACCAAAGAGGGAACGGCAACAACGUCAUUGAUGAGUCUGUCAAGAGACAGAGAGAGUCGCAUUCCUCAUCCAGUUUUGGUACGAAUCAUGAUGAUGACUUCAUUGGGGAUGGUGCGUCAGUGAAGAAAAAAGUUUACAAAUGGGAGUCAAGAAAGGCACAAUCUAGUAAAACAAAUUCAAUGGCCUUGAGUUAUGACCAAGUUGUUGAUGUUGAUCUGGACAGAGAGGAGCUUGAGGACUUGGAUCCAACAAAAAACCAUGCUAGUGAAAGGAGGGUCUCAUCAACGCAAUCAAAAUCAACAAAGUAUGCCAAUAGUGCAGUUAACAAAUUGUUUGACAGGUAUGCAUUUAGAAAAGAUCAAGUGUAAAUGCAAAAUGACAUGGUUCCUGCGAUAAUCAACUGUAGAUCAUCCCUGAGUUGUAUUAGGGACCUUGUCCAUUGUCUAAGUAUGUAAUCCCUUUGGCCGAUAUUGAGUUAUCAUGUGGUUCUGAUGCAUGAUUGUUGUAGCAUUUGCAAUCUUGUUAAAUUACUAUGCUUCGGUAUAGUUUUGCGUCACGAACUACGGCCUUUUCAUUUUUCUGGCAAGGUUGUAAUAUCUGCUUGACUGUCCCAGAUUGCCUAACCUUCUGACAAGAGAUCACCAUAUUUCAUUGCUA